Molecule: messenger RNA, 2128 nt
Organism: Orussus abietinus
Lineage: Eukaryota; Metazoa; Arthropoda; Insecta; Hymenoptera; Orussidae
Product: antichymotrypsin-2
Exons: 10
Coding region: 142-1539 (465 amino acids)
Molecular function (GO): serine-type endopeptidase inhibitor activity
Source: RefSeq, a predicted model, not a curated record
AUCACCUCAUUUCUAUAUGUACUAACAAUUUCGAUUUAUCCGGUUCGAAAUGCACAAUUGUUGGCGUUAUUUUUAAAAACCUUUCUUUAACUAAAUCUGAAUCGGUUAAACAUUUUACUUGUCGAGCAGCCCAUAUUCAAAAUGAUGCGCUCAAUAAUAUUUGCUAUAGUAGCAUUCGUCUUCUUUAUUGGAAUUGAAAAGGACGUUUUGGCGAAACAUGAGUGUCCUCCUGAAAUAAACAAUUACGUUAAAAACUUUUCCACCCGGUUCUACCAGAAAGUCGCAGAAUCCGAAGAUGGCAAUAUGUGCGUAUCUCCUCUUAGUGUGGCCAUGGUGAUGGUAAUGGUCCUUUUUGGUUCGGAUGGUCACACUGCCAAGGAAUUGCGUAAAGCACUCCAUUUUUCUGCUGAGGAAAAGGAUACCAAAGAGGGUUUCCAGAAAUUUGUCGAAAGCACCUUCCACAGUAAAGGGGUGGAGUUGCAAAGUAUGAGCAAUAUUAUCUUCUCGAAUCAGUUAUCCUUGAAGCACGAGUACAAAGAUCUAAUCGAAUCGACUUUUCACUCCAUAAGCCAACAAUUCGACUAUUCGAAGAGGAAAGAAGUAACAAAAGAAAUCAACAACUGGUUUUCACAGAAGAUGCAUGAGCGUGUUCGCGAUAUCGUCUCUCCGGAUUGUCUCAGCGACUCGUCAUCCAUGCUGUUGACCAAUGCCUUUUACUUCAAGGGCUCGUGGGAUGCUUUCUUCAAUUUAAGCGAUACCGAGGACAGGGCUUUUCAUGUAAAUGAGAAAAUUGUCAAACACGUACCGACCAUGUUCACAUCUGGUACUUUCAAAUACGGAAAAUUGGAAGAAUUGAAUGCCAAAUUCAUUGAAUUGCCGUUUAAGGGAAAGGACAUGAGUGCUUUCAUAUUUCUUCCAAAAGAUAUAAAUGGUCUUCCAGAACUUGAGAAAAAACUGCAUAAAAUAGACCUUCAAGAAUUAUCUAAAAACGCAAUAAAGAAGAAGAUUCGACUCUACUUGCCGAAAUUCAAGAUCGAAUCCAAACUAAGGCUCGGCGAAGCUUUGAAAAAGUUGGGAUUGAAAGAAAUAUUCGACGAGAAAGCUGACUUUUCAAUGAUAGCGAAAAAGGCUCUUAAAGUUGGCAAAUUCAUUCAUAAAGCUGUCAUGGAAUUGGACGAAGAAGGCUGUGAUGAGUCAGAAUCUGAGAAACAGCACGAGGAAGAAAAGAAAGAAAAGGAAGAUAAGGAAGAGAAGAAAGAAGAAAAAGAAGAGAAAAAACAUAAGGACGAGGACAAGGAGGAGAAGGAAGAGAAAAAACACAAGGAGGAGAAGGAAGAAAAGGAAGAGAAAAAACAUAAGGACGAGGACAAAGACGAGAAAGAGGAGAAACAUAAGGAAGAUGACAAAGACGAGAAAGAUAGUAAACACGAGGAAGAUGAUUCAAAAUGGCAUAAUUUCGAAGCCGAUCAUCCGUUCCUUGUAACAGUACACAACAAUGGAGUCCCAGUCUGCUGUUCCCGAGUUUGCAAUCCUAACUAAAAGAUGGAGUUCCAUCAUCAAGGUCCUGACAAAAAUCAUCACUUUAUGACUGUUUAAACAGUCAAGUUUUCUUGUUAUAUAGUUAAAGCGUGUGUGUUUGCUUUUUAGUUCCGCGUAUCUCUGUAAAGAUGACGCGUUAACUUACUUUCUUGCAAGCUAGAUACAUUCAUGGAUAAACACUAUGCACGUUUUAUAAAAAAUAGAAAUAUUAUGGGCUUAUUACACAUACGUUUCGACAAGUCUAAGAGGUAUUAAGAAGAAUGCUUCUAAUAAGAUUUACGUCUUAAAGCGAAAAAAAUAAGAUUAGAUAAUUACAAUUUGGCUUAUAAAAUUUCGCUAGAACGGUGUAAAUAUUGUUUCGGUGUUAUAAAUUAAUUUGUUAGAAAAUCAUGUAAAACUUAUUACAUAUUUAUUCCUUGAUGAUUUGAAUAUUCUUUAAACAUUAUAUUAUGUUCUAAAGGUUUAUAUGUAAGUCUGGAUUGAACAUUUGGAAUAAUUUUAAGAAAGAAAACUAAACGUUUUGUGAAUGAGCUGAGUUAUUAAAAAUAUGUCUAAACAUGUGCAAUAAAUAUUUUAAUGGCUUAUCGAA